Morus notabilis is the source of this 1665-nucleotide messenger RNA. Its product is annotated as flavonoid 3'-monooxygenase. The transcript has 2 exons. Lineage: Eukaryota; Viridiplantae; Streptophyta; Magnoliopsida; Rosales; Moraceae. The record is from RefSeq and is a predicted model, not a curated record. Gene Ontology annotation, molecular function: oxidoreductase activity, acting on paired donors, with incorporation or reduction of molecular oxygen; monooxygenase activity; iron ion binding. Bases 24 to 1583 code for a protein of 519 amino acids.
UUGGCACACCAUAGCAAAAUAAAAUGGAAUUAGCUCCUUUAUGGGAUAUUUUUUGCUUAUUGUUAUCCCUAGCUUUAUUGAUCACUUUUGUCCCAAAAGUCCUCUUUUCAAAAACCCAUUUCCAAAAACUUAUUCCGGGUCCCAAACCAUGGCCUAUCAUUGGAAACCUAAACCUCAUUGGUGCCCUCCCUCACCAAUCCCUUCACAAACUGUCGCAAAAAUAUGGCCCCCUUAUGCAACUCAAGUUUGGCUCUUUUCCUGUUGUGGUUGCUUCUUCUGCAGAUAUGGCGAAACUGUUUCUCAAAACAUAUGACCAUAUCUUCGCCUCUAGACCGCAACUCGCGGCCGGGAAGUACACCACUUAUAACUAUUCCAACAUCACUUGGGCUCCUUAUGGACCCUAUUGGCGCCAAGGGCGUAAGAUUUACCUCGCCGAGCUUUUCAGCUCGAAAAGACUCGAGUCCUACGAGUACAUUCGUGUCGAAGAAAUGCGAGCUUUUAUGUCGAGGCUCUUUUCUUUGUCAGGGAAGCCUGUCGUGCUAAAAGAGCAUCUUUCUCGUGUCACUCUAAGUGUUAUAAGUAGAAUAGUGUUGGGAAAGAAGUACUUUAGCGAGUCGAAAAGCGAGAGGUCGAUAGUGACACUAGAAGAGUUUCAAGAGAUGUUGGACGAGCUGUUCUUGCUUAAUGGGGUGUUCAAUAUAGGGGACUGGAUUCCGUGGCUCAGAUUCUUGGACUUGCAGGGUUAUGAGAGAAGAAUGAAGGCUUUGAAGAAGAGAUUUGAUCGGUUUCAUGAUCAUGUGCUUGACGAGCACAAGGCUAAGAGGAAGGCAGUGAAGGAUUUUGUGGCGAAAGACAUGGUGGAUUUGCUCUUAGAGUUGGGUGAUAAUCCAGACCUUGAAGUUAAACUUACUUGUGACAGUGUCAAGGGGUUCCUUCAGGACUUAAUAGCCGGAGGAACGGACACAUCUGCAACGACGGUUGAAUGGGCGAUGUCGGAGCUCCUAAAACAACCAAAGCUAAUCGACAAGGCCACCGAAGAGCUCGACAGAGUGAUCGGAAAAAACCGAUGGGUUUCAGAGAAAGACAUCCCACAACUUCCUUACAUAAACGCCAUCAUGAAAGAGACGAUGAGAAAACACCCAGUCGCAGUGUUACUCGCGCCCCACCUGGCUCUCGAGGACUGCCAAGUCAGCGGAUACGACAUCCGCAAAGGGACACUUGUCUUCAUAAACACGUGGAGCAUCGGAAGCGACCAGUCGGUGUGGGACGCACCGAAGGAGUUCCGACCGGAGAGGUUCUUGGGGAAAGCGGGCAAGGACAUCGAUGUCAAAGGACAAUGUUUUAAGUUGUUGCCAUUCGGGUCGGGUCGGAGGAUGUGCCCGGGUUAUAGUCUUGGACUGAAGAUGAUAAGCGCAAGCUUGGCCAACUUGUUGCAUGGAUUCAACUGGAAGUUAGGUGGGACUAAUCAGACACCUGAGGAUUUGGACAUGGAGGAGCUCUACGGGUUGGCGACGAUUCGAAAGUUCCCGCUUGUUGCGGUAAUGGAGCCCCGACUUCCGGUCCAUCUUUAUCAUCAGUUCUAAGUUUUGCUCACUUUGAAUGAUCUGUUUUUAUUUUAUUAUAUAUGAUCUUUAAUUUCCAUGUAGUAUUGUGAUCAUGAUUAAU